AUGUUCCGCUUAUCUGGAAUGGAUCUGAGAUUACUUCUCGCGCUUUUGUGGCUCAAGGCAUCUGCUAUCGACGUCACGAAAGAUCCGGAAGCUGUCGCCAAAUUGACGAUGGCCGCUACCCAGCUGGACCGUCUUGCCCUGCUGCCCAGCAGCGCGGACUGGACGUUCGACUUUACAGCGCAGCAGUUCUUCUACAACUGGUCGCCAGGAGGGGUCACCAACAUGAAUGCGGCUACAUUUCCAGCGACCAGGGGCAAUGGCUUGACGUUGGCGAUGGUCAACCUGGGACCCUGCGCGAUGUUGCCACCGCAUUUCCACCCACGCGCGGCAAACUGGGUCGUCGCAGUCAAAGGCAAUACAACGACAUGGAUGCAGGAAGAGAAUGGUGCACAUACCAUUGUGACAUGUCUCACCCCUGGGAAGGCAACGAUCUUUCCCGCCGGCAGCAUGCACAUGAUGGCAAACAACGAGUGCGAGCCUGCACAACUCGUCUCAGCGCUCAACGAUGAAGAUGCAGGAACUAUGAAUAUCGGCCAAAUUUUCACAAACGGUUUCGCGCCCGAAUGGGUCAACGCAGCAUUUGGUGGUAAUUUUGUCAACGACAAUACAGCAGAAAAGAUGCCGCCAGUCGGUACUGGCGCGAACUGGGGCUCAGCAGAGUGCAUGUCGCGUUGCAAAAUCAUGCCUCGGGACGCAACAGGUAGGCCAAAGGAGCAUGGGAAAUGA
Messenger RNA from Cercospora beticola, 726 nucleotides. RefSeq names its product germin family protein. NCBI's taxonomy places the organism in Eukaryota, Fungi, Ascomycota, Dothideomycetes, Mycosphaerellales, Mycosphaerellaceae. Gene Ontology annotation, molecular function: manganese ion binding. Gene Ontology annotation, cellular component: cell wall. The record is from RefSeq and is a predicted model, not a curated record.